This is a messenger RNA of Coregonus sp. 'balchen', 7921 nucleotides long. The record is from the annotation of a GenBank genome assembly. NCBI's taxonomy places the organism in Eukaryota, Metazoa, Chordata, Actinopteri, Salmoniformes, Salmonidae.
GGUCAAUCGCUGGAUUAUCACUGCUCUUGCUAAGGACUUAGACAACACUAUCCCAUACACAACAUUUUGUAGUACUCGUUGACUUUUUCUACACCUGACUUUUAUUUUGGGAGUGGGGGAUUAUUAGGUGGAAAGUAAGAGUGGAAGACCUCAUGUUUGCCUUUUUUGACGUUGCAAAGUUUUGGAAUAAGAAUUAUGGUGCAUGACUUUGUAGCCUGCAUGGCCAUGGGAUUCUGACUGUCCCGGGUGCAGAGUGUUGAAUGAGGGGUCUGGCUGGGAAGUGAGUGCAGGGGUGACCGGCGGACCGAAGGACGGGUGGGCUUUGUGCUCGCCUGCUGUGACAGGGUCUGCAGCUCUUGACCAGCAGCCCUCAUGCCACUCAUCAACAACAAAGUGGGUGACGAUGGCACUACCAGCUCACCAAAGACUCUGGAAGAGGGGAAGGCUCUUAUCAACUCACUCAUAAAGGUGAGAUGCUCAGGUUGACAAUCAUGGUUUUGUCGAGUUAUGGUUUUGUCUAUAAAGUACUUGUUCAAAGAAUCUGUCCUCCAUUCUUCUCACAAAGGGGUUAGUCAGUCCACUUAUCUUCUGAUUAAAUGAGGAUGAUAGACUAUACUUCUGGAAAAGUUAACGUGUAACAAAGCUUAGAGCAUAUACUAUCAUUUGAAUGGUUUGUUCUGUUGUGCUCAUAUUUAUUAAGAUAUCAAGAUAUCUUAGCCUACUAUGUAUAUAUAAAUAUUCAAUAUUUUAUUGCAGAUAGUUCUUAAAUAUGCAGAAAUCUAUUAUCCUAAACUAUGACCCUUACUGUAUCUGCUUUAGGUGAAUUUGUCGGAGGUGAAAAUUAGAUUCUAGUUCUGUUAAAUUGAAAUUGAAAGACUGAAUAUGCCAAAUGAUUUACUGUAAUAUUCCAAAUAAACACUGAGCAUAUGGUAAACAAUGCAAAUAUCAAUUAUGUGAGUAUUCCAUAUUAGUCUGUAAAUAUAUAUGAAGGUAUUAAUGCAAUCCGUGUAUCACAUAACACCCUGAGUUCACUGAGCACAGAUUAUUGUCAGCCUAACGUGGCUAUGUUAAGAGCUGAAACCAGGCCAAUGAGUUCUAAAUACAUUUUCCAUCCAUAGGGCAUAGGACAUCUUACCUUUUUCAUAAUACCUGAACAUAUUGCAUUGUUAAACUAGAUCAUUUUUUCCAGAAUGGUCUAAUUUAAAGGAUGAAAUAAACAUUAAAUAAUCUGCAAGUUUUCAUUUGAUCUAUUUUACUAUAAAAACAAGGAAUCUUAGUUACUGAUCCUCCCAUGACCCAUGCACCACUUCCUUACAAAGCUGCUGUUAUAGUAGACCUGGUAAUGCACUGAACCAUUAGGCCAUUUCUUUUCAGUGAAAGUGCUUUUUUACCCAAAGGGUUUUUUAUUGUCUUGGGCAUAGUUAGUAGUAAGUGCCUGACAUCCUUACACAAGAAGUACAAAAGGACAGCCAGCAUGGCACUGGGACUACGAAAUGAUAUCAACAUAUGUUCUCUUAAAAGGUCCAAUGCAGGCAUUUUAUCUCAAUAUCAAAUUAUUUCUGGGUAAGAAUGAAGUAACUUACUGUGAUUGUUUUCAAUUAAAAUAGUCAAAAAGAAAAAAAAAUUGCUUCUUAGCAAAGAGCAAUAUCUCAAGCAAGAAUUUUGCUAGGACUGUCUGGGAUUGUUAUUGGCAGGGAGGUUUGGAACUCGCUUUCGUAUUGGUCUACCUACUGGGCACACACUGGUUGAAUCAACGUUGUUUCCACGUCAUUUCAAUGAAAUAACGUUGAACCAACGUGGAAUAGACGUUGAAUUGACGUCUGUGUCCAGUGGGUAUUAACUAAUUUACCGCAUAGUGAUGUCACCAGGGAAGGUUAAAAACUCCAUCCCACCAAAACAGGCUGACAUUUCAGGUGCACUUUCAAACAGCUCUUACACUAAAAGGGCAUUAUCAUCAUUUUCACAAUUUCACAGUAUUAUUCCAACCUAAUAGUGUGGAAAUAUACAUAAAACACAGGGAAAAUCAAGUUUCUGACUGCACUGGGCCUUUAAGUCAGUGCAUUCGGAAAGUAUUCAGACCCCUUCCCUUUGUACACAUUUUGUUACGUUACAGCCUUAUUCUAAAAUGGAUUAAAUAAUACACACAAUACCCCAUAAUGACCAAGCCAAAACAGGUUUUUAGAUUUUUUUGCAAAUGUAUUAAAAAUAAAGACCCUUUGCUAUGAGACUCGAAAUUGAGCUCAGCUCAUUGAUCAUUACAUUUUAGUCAUUUAGCAGACGCUCUUAUCCAGAGCGACUUACAGUUAGUGAGUAAAUACAUUUUUUUUUUUUCAUACUGGAAUCGAACCCACAACCCUGGCGUUGCAAAUGCCAUGCUCUACCAACUGAGCUACAUCCCUGCCGGCCAUUCCCUCCCCUACCCUGGGCCAAUUGUGCGCCGCCCCAUGGGUCUCCCGGUCGCGGCCGGCUACGACAGAGCCUGAAUUCAAACCAGGAUCUCUAGUGGCACAGCUAGCACUGCGAUGCAGUGCCUUAAGCCACUGCGCCACAUCCUUGAGAUGUUUCUACAACUUGAUUGGAGUCCACCUGUGGUAAAUUCAAUUGAUUGGACAUGAUAUGGAAAGGCAAACACCUGUCUAUAUAAGGUCCCACAGUUGACAGUGCAUGUCAGAGCAAAAACCAAACCAUGAGGUCGAAGGAAUUGUCCGUAGAGCUCCGAGACAGGAUUGUGUCGAGGCACAGAUCUGGGGAAGGGUACCAAAAAAUUUCUGCAGCAUUGAAGGUCCCCAAGAACACAGUGGCCUCUGUCAUUCUUAAAUGGAAGAAGUUUGGAACCACCAAGACUCUUCUUAGAGCUGGCCACUUGGCCAAACAGAGCAAUCGGGGGAGAAGGGCCUUGGUCAGGGAGCUGACCAAGAACCCGAUGGUCACUCUAACAGAGCUCCAGAGUUCCUCUGUGGAGAUGGGAAAACCUUCCAGAAGGUCAACCAUCUCUGCAGCACUCCACCAAUCAGGCUUUUAUGGUAGAGUGGCCAGACGGAAGCCACUCCUCAGUAAAAGGCACAUGACAUUCCGCUUGGAGUUUGCCAAAAGGCAAAUAAAGGACUCUCAGACCAUGAGAAACAAGAUUCUCUGAUCUGAUGAAACCAAGAUUGAACUCUUUGGCCUGAAUGCCAAGCGUCAUGUCUGGAGGAAACCUGGCACCAUCCCUACAGUGAAGCAUGGUGGUGGCAGCAUCAUGCUGUGGGGAUGUUUUUCAGCGGCAGGGACUGGGAGACUAGUCAGGAUCGAGGGAAAGAUGGACGGAGCAAAGUACAGAGAGAUCCUUGAUGAAAACCUGCUCCAGAACACUCAGGACCUCAGACUGGGGCGAAGGUUCAACUUCCAACAGGACAACGACCCUAAGCACACAGCCAAGACAACGCAGAAGUGGCUUCGGGACAAGUCUCUGAAUGUCCUUGAGAGGCCCAGCCAGAGCCCGGACUUGAACCCGAUCGAACAUCUCUGGAGAGACCUGAAAAUAGCUGUGCAGUGACGCUCCCCAUCCAACCUGACAGAGCUUGAGAGGAUCUGCAGAGAAGAAUGGGAGAAACUCCCCAAAUACAGGUGUGCCAAGCUUGUAGCGUCAUACCCAAGAAGACUCGGGGCUGUAAUCUCUGCCAAAGGUGCUUGAACAAAGUACUAAGUAAAGGGGCUGAAUACUUAUGUAAAUAGGAUAUUUCCGUUGGUAAUUUUUUAUACAUUUGCAAAAAUAUAUAAAAACCUGUUUUUGCUUCGUCAUCAUGGGGUAUUGUGUGUAGAUUGAUGAGGGGGGGAAAACGGUUUAAUCAAUUUUAGAAUAAGGCUGUAACGUAACAAAAUGUGGAAAACGUCAAGGAUUCUGAAUACUUUCCGAAUGCACUGUAGCAUAUCAUAAUCAAAAUGUCAAGAUAUUGAUACUGAUAAUGAAUAUGACUGUGAGUGAUUGAAGAGUGGACAUUGUGCCAGAAAUGCACUGUGUGGUAGUAGGUUGACCUUUGCUGCACACCUGCAACUCUCCCAUGCACUCACUGCCUGUAAUAUCUCCAAUCCGGCUCUACCUUAAAGGUUCUUAUGAUGACUAGGCAAGCCCCUAUACAAGGUCCUUAGGCUUAUCCAAAAAUAGAUAUAUGUCAAUCAGAUUAUUAGUCAUAGUUGUCAUGUAAACCAAUCUGUCAGGCUAAGCUCUGAAGGCCUAUUAAUAACCACUCCUAUGAUUUGAAUCAAUGAAACUGUCAUACUUUGUUGAAAUUUGUCUAACCUAGUGUCGGGCUCAGAGCUAGUUAGGAGAUUCUGAUUUUCAGAGCAACAUUAGGUUACUAAUAAUUACCUCAAAGAGUAGUUGUAACUUUCUAAGUACCAUUGCACCCUAGCAUCCUUUGGUUAUCACAAAUAGUAGAGCCAUUGCACCUCCUGAUGGCCAAAAGGGAAAUUACAAUAUUCAUGCAAAGUAGCUUGGCCACUGCCUAUAUUAUUUUAACAGGUUUGAAUGAGAAUAGUUGCUGAACCAAUGAUUGUUGUUUACAUAGUCCUCUCAAAUAUGCCAAAUUACUGGAACUUUGUGCUGAGGACCACAACAAAUGAACAAUCAAGUUCCAGGCAUUUCUACUGGCCUAAAGGUGCUAAUACAGCUCAGUAAAAAACCACAGACAUGACAGUAUACAGUCAAAUUACUUAAUGUGUUUAAAGCCACAGUUCAGAAUGUGUGUUUUAACUCAAUGGCAGCCCAGCCUCUAAAGCUGAAAGGGAUGAGGUUGGAGAAAUAUAUGUGGCAUGGCCUCAUCUAUUAAUUUCUGCUACAUGCCUUUGCCAAUCUUAAACAUCAUGUUGGUCAGACAACGAACAUACAACUUAUGUGUGGCACAGUAUUAGAAUAAGGUGCUACGCUUUACUGGGCUGGCUACUUUUUUUAGUUGCAACCAGAGAAGAUAUACAUACAGCUUGUUUCUGGUUCUAAACUGAAACCCUCGUACAUUUUUACACAAUCCACCACUGUCUUUUGUAAUUUCACCCACACCACAAACUGAUGCAGUUUGUAAAUACAUACAUUUAACCUAAGACCAUAUGCAGACCAGUGGUGUUUACAAAACACAGCACAUUUUCCAUGAAGGACUUGCAGUUCCAUGGCUUGUCUCCUGACCUACAGACACAAUGGAAACAAGUAUUUUGACUAUAUUGUGUUUAUAUCCUUGACGACAGAUUUUGGUAUAUGUAUCUGUUGCCGGGUGUAACAUUUUAAUGUAUUUUAAAUUGUCAAAUCUAAUCAGCAGAUCUAAGCAAAGACAAUAAUUCAUCCCCAUUGUGGCUCUCCGCCUCCUACAGUCCUACAAUUGUUUCUAGUACACAUAAUCUAUUUUCACAGAUCUAGAUGUUACAAUACAAAUACUGUAUAUUGUGUCUAAUCAGUCAACCCUUUUCACACUACUGAGUCUUGGGUGAUCUGUACUGCACUCACUGGCCUGGUUACACAUCCACCAUAGUUUCUGGAACAAUGAUGAUAAGAUGAGAUAUGUAAAAAUAAAAUAUCCAAUGUCAGCACAGUGCGAUUGGGACUGGCACAAUAGUAUGAAAAUGAUAUUACAGUAUGCAAUGUUUCGUUUUUACUUGAGUGACCUGUAAAUCAUUUUUGUUCCCCUCAUGUCCAACAGGUGGUGGCAUGUUACCACCACCUCGCCUCGUGUGUGGGUGGGUGCACGGACAGCUUGCACCUGCGCGAUGAGCUGCGGCUAACACGGGAGAAGGCCCAGAAGUUAGCGGUGGCCAGCCGUCACCACCUCACGGCACGACUACGAGAUAAGACACUUCCCCAGGAGGAGAGACAGGAGAUGGAACUGCUCUGGGUGGCCUUUACCUCCAGCCUGGAACUCCUCCAUGCAGACAUGUGCAAAGUCUUCAACAUGGGUUCCAACUUCUCCCUGGUCAAUAACAACACCUUAGUGCAGACUGGCAUACAAGGUUAGCAAGUGCCACAGUCAGAUGGGCAGUGAUUCAUAUUGUUUUCCACACAAACCAAUUCUAAACUGCAGUUAAUAAAAACCCACCGGCCGCUGACUCUUUAGCUCUAUAGCAGGGGUAUUCAAAUCUUACCCUACGAGGUCCGAAGUACUGCUGGUUUUUGGUUCUACCUGAUCAUUAAUUGCACCCACCUAUUGUCCCAGGUCUAAAUCAGUCCCUGAUUAGAGAGGAAGAAUGAAAAAAAUUCAGUAGAACUGGCUUUGAGGUCCAUAUUUGAAUGAGUCUACAUCCAUAUAGUCUACAUCAUAGUCUGGGCAUCCACAAGCUGUGGUAACCUUAUUAUCAUUCAUGGCUAGCUCUUCUUCUCACAUGUCUCUUCUCCCACUUUCCAGGGGAAACCAGCGAGGUGGCAGCACGGGCCCUCAGCCUGGCAGACCUGACCCGCGCCGAGGACCAGGUUCCCGCCAACCUAGAGGAUCUGGAGCAGAGCCAGCUGGAGGAGGAGAUUGCCCAUGUGGACAUCAUGCUGGAGGACAUGGAGGAGAAGGUCAACGUCCUGCGCUGGAUGGUGGAGGCCCGCGGGCCCCAGUACGCCGACCCGGCCAGCACGGACAGCGCCUCAUUGGGCCUCUUCUCCACGGACGAGGAGGCAGGUCCCCAAAGCCAGCAGUGUUGCGAGCGCAGCCAGGUUUUCAUGGUGCUGGUGCUGUGUGGUGUGGCAGUGGUGAUGGUCGUGCUGUCCGUCUGCGUGGUCUAUCUCUCAUGAGGAGGCUUGUCACCAGUGGAUUUCACCCAGGUUUCGUUGAGCCGCUAAAAGCAGUAGGACCUUAUGUUGCCAUAAAUUCCAUCCUCAUGUCAAUUGAUAUCAGAACAAAUGGUUGUUGGAAGAAACUGGUGUUGUUGAAAUGUCAGGGUACUUUACGUAUUUCUUUAUUUGAAUAAGAGCCACAUUUAGAAUGAAUACACUCCAGGUUACGUAGUUUGAUGCUCCCAUUUCUGUUAGAAAGUCAAUAUCAAACACAUUCAAAAAGAGUUAGAUGCCCUGUGCAAUAUAGUUUAGCUAAUGUUAUAUAUGUAUUUUAGUGGAAUGAAAUCGAACAAUUUAUGCUCUUUACUAAUGUAUGCUGACUACUGUAUGUGAUAGUAAGGUUAAUUCAUUUUUAUUGAAAUGCAUUGGACAUAAUCUGUUUAUACAACUUGACAGUGGUUGACAAAGCACACCCACCACAUUUAGGUUCAUCUUGUAAUUGACACUGAAGGUGUUUGUGCUGCCAGAUUACAAUGAAGAUCUUUGCAUGUGAAUGCAAUGUGUGCGAGCAUAUCAGUUUGCUGACCUCUUGUGAAUAUUACAUUCUAAUGAAGAAUUUCAUGUGAAUAUUCUCAAUAUUGUGGCAUCCAUGUCACUUCAACCAAAGGUAAGCUUACUGCAUCACUGACAUUGUGUCCAGGCUUUGGCAAUACAGUAAUUAUUGCAGGAAUAUGUAUUCUAUCACUUGUGUAGUUUUCUGUUUAUAUUCUGUCUUCAGAGUCCUCCCUAACCCAAAUACCAGAAACCUGACCCGGGUCUGGAACGGGUUCCACAUUAAAUCAAAUGGAAGAAGUGUUUCUGUGUCCCCAGCUUCAGAUUCAGGCUAGCAGUCAUGCCAGCAAUGCAAGCAAACAUGGAGACUUUUCUACUCAAGGCAUAUGAAAAAUACAAACAUUGUAAGUGACAUACAGUAGCUGAGAAUGUGUUGCCUAAACACAGUGGACGUCUGUGCACAAUUUCAUAUAUUACCAAGGAUACACAGGGCCGGACUACCACAUUUGGGGCCCCAGGGCACUGACCAGAUUUUUAGUGUUGAAAAUGUUUUCAGUUUUAUAGCUAAUGCUAUUGUAGACAUUUUGUCAUGAGGCUAAGAGAAAAUGUUGCUGUUUUAAAGCUAAUUUCCUGCUAUUCUACACAUUU